Molecule: messenger RNA, 1788 nt
Organism: Lepus europaeus (European hare)
Lineage: Eukaryota; Metazoa; Chordata; Mammalia; Lagomorpha; Leporidae
Gene: KRT77
Product: keratin 77
Exons: 10
Coding region: 1-1788 (595 amino acids)
Biological process (GO): keratinization; intermediate filament organization
Cellular component (GO): keratin filament
Molecular function (GO): structural constituent of skin epidermis
Source: RefSeq, a predicted model, not a curated record
AUGAGAUCAACCAUGAGCCGCCAGUUUAGCUCUCAGUCUGCGUUUAGCUCCAGGAGCAGGCGGGUCUAUAGCACCAGGUCUUCCGCGGGCUCUGGUGGUGGGAGUCGGACUGUGGGUUCUGUGUGCCAGGCCCGAGGCAGGUGCGGUGGUAGCAGUGGCGGUGGCGGUUUCGGCAGUGGUUACUGGAGCCAUGGCGGAGGCUUUGGCUCUAGGAGCCUCUACAACUUGGGGGGCAGUAAAAGCAUCUCUGUGAGCCUAACAGGAAGGGGCGGCAGCGGGUUCUGCCAGGGCUGGGGAGCAGGAAGGUUUGGAAGGGGUCUAAGCUUUGCCACGGGCCGCUUUGGGGGUGGUGGCUAUGGAGGAGGUGGCUUUGGGGCUAGCAAUUUUGCUCUUGGGGGAUUUGGUCCUUCUUGUCCUCCGGGAGGCAUCCAAGAGGUGACCAUUAACUCGAGCCUCCUGGAGCCCCUGCACCUGGAGGUGGACCCUGAAAUUCACAAGGUGAAGACCAAGGAGCGGGAGCAGAUCAUGGUUCUCAACAACAAGUUUGCCUCCUUCAUCGACAAGGUGCGCUUCCUGGAGCAGCAGAACCAGGUGCUACAGACGAAAUGGGAGCUGCUGCAGCAGGUGAACACCUCCACCCGGACCAACAACCUGGAGCCCAUCCUGGAGGCCUACAUCAGCGAGCUGCGGAGACAGGUGGACACACUCAACUCUGAGCAGAUGCGCCAGAACUCGGAGGCCAGGAACAUGGAGGAUGUUGUGGAGGACUUCAAGAAAAAGUAUGAGGAUGAAAUCAACAAGAGGACCAGCUCCGAGAACGAUUUUGUGGUCCUCAAGAAGGAUGUAGACUCUGCGUACAUGAGCAAAGUCGAUCUGCAGUCUAAGGUGGACACACUGCUUGGGGAAGCCAAUUUCCUGAGAUACUUGUUCGACACGGAGCUGUCCCAGAUGCAGACCCACAUCACCGACACCAACGUCAUCCUGUCCAUGGACAACAACCGCUCCUUGGACCUGGACAGCAUCAUUGACGCCGUGCGGACGCAGUACGAGCUGAUUGCACAGAGGAGCAAGGAUGAAGCCGAGGCGCUCUACCAGACCAAGUACGAAGAGCUGCAGAUCACGGCGGGGAGGCACGGAGACGACCUAAAGAAUACCAAGUUGGAGAUCUCUGAGCUCAAUCGUACCAUCCAGCGGCUGCAGGCGGAGAUCAGCAACGUCAGGAAGCAGACAGAUCAAAUGCACUCGGCCAUCUCGGAUGCGGAGGAGCGAGGAGAGCGCGCUCUCCAGGACGCACGGCAGAAGCUGCAGGACCUGGACGAGGCCCUGCAGCAGUCCAAGGAGGAGCUGGCCCGGCUGCUACGUGACUACCAGUCUCUGCUGGCGGUCAAGCUGUCCCUGGAUGUGGAGAUUGCCACCUACCGCGCGCUGCUGGAGGGAGAGGAGAGCAGGAUGUCAGGAGAAUUGCAGAGCCAAGUGAGCAUUGAGGUGCAGAGCAGCCAGGUGACCGUGGGCGCCGGCGGGGGAGGCAGCGGCGGCAGCCGAGGCUUUGGAGGUUACGGCGGCGGCGGCGGUGGAAGCUACAGCGGCGGCAGCAGCUCCCGCAGCAGUGGCGGAAGAAGCUAUGGAGGCGGCGGCGGCGGCGGCAGCUCCCGCGGGGGCAGUGGAGGCGGCUAUGGGGGAGGCAGCUACGGAGCAAGCAGCAAGUCCGGCGGCGGCGGCGGCGGCUCCUCGCGCAGGCAAAUCAUCCAGACGUCCACCAGCACCUCGCACCGGCGGGUGGUGGGCUAG